Messenger RNA from Stylophora pistillata, 1243 nucleotides. RefSeq lists its product as uncharacterized. Lineage: Eukaryota; Metazoa; Cnidaria; Anthozoa; Scleractinia; Pocilloporidae. The record is from RefSeq and is a predicted model, not a curated record.
AUGGGUUUCCAAUAGCUUUAAACCCACCUGCGCUUGCGACAAUUCUUAUUGGCAUGGGAACGUUCCAAUAUUCAGGAAAUCGUCGAGUUCUUGAGAUAGAAAGAUUGCUAAAUACAUACACAGAAAAUUUCACGUAGCAAGGCUGAAGAAGUUAGUCGUUUAGCAGAACAGGACUCGAAAACGCCGUCGCGUGCGUUCUAUUCGUCUCGCCGGAGAUGACAACUUCAAAAGACUACCUAACGGUACCCCUAACGCGUAAAUUCGGCAGCAUGCCGACAUUGGCUCAGAAAACCGCCAUUUCACUCGAUCUCCGCGACGAAGGAUUUAAGCCUCGCAGAGUUUCUGGAAGCUCUGACCCAGAAAAAACGGGAAUUAAACUUAGCGAAACGCACGGAGUCUAUGAGCUACCCCUUGUCAAGGUAUCUUUCGAAACACCCGCCAACAGCGCUUACGGUGCCAACAUUUGGCGGGAAAAUGGAUGGCACAGUCCGUUGCUUGAGCAACCGCAGACCUUAGGAGUGUCCCGGAUAGAAGCAAGGGAAAGUAAUAUGCCAAAUAAGGGAAAAAUGACCGUUGGGAGUGCCGGGAAAUGGAGGCCGGACGAGGCUCUGACAUUUCUGCCAAGUCGAUAUUCUGAGUGGUUCAACAUGAGUUCGUCUUUCAAUUCUAGAAUAGGAGUGAAAACCGCUGACACUAGCGCUAAACAACAAACACAGCAGUCAAGAGGACAAAAUAGGAUGGCUAACACUGGACAAAGCCCGAAAUGCGUAAGAGCAAGAAAGUCUCUACUUCGCAGAAGAACGGACACUCCUAAGAAAACAGCGUUGACAGGUAAUAACGGUGAAAAAUAUUCACCAGUAACCUCCUUGAACAGGGAGGGUAAUUUUCAGGACUACAGACACAAAUGCACUCAGUGGUUGCAAUCUUUGCCAGACAAUAAUAUGCUAGCAAUGAAUUUGCGCUGAGACAAUAGACGGAACAUUCAAGAAUACAAACAUUUUCUUCCUUCAUUUCAAAUUCGAAUUCUCUCCUCUAUUGAGUCGCAAAGCAAUCUAGAAUUCGAAAUUAGAAGGAAACGUUCGCCAUCCUCUUAAUCAGUUAUAUGUGCAGGCCAGUGGUCAGCGUCUUCUCGCCAUGCAAAAAAGUCCUAAAAUAUUCAUCGUGUAGUUAUCGAAGUCUAAAAGGCAAACAUACACUUAGACAGCCACAUAAAUUAAAGGUAAAAUUUAAAAUAAAAUUCUUG